UCGCCUGGGUUGAUGUCACCCACCCGGAUUCUGCGGAGUCAAAAAAGAGGGAGAGAAGGAGAGCGACAGACACAGACAUGCGUACAUUUAAUUGUACAACCGGUUGGAGCAGUUCCAUUACCGGGCACUGAUACACACUUCAAUUUUUCCUGGCUCUCUCUUUCUCUUUCUUUCUUUCUCUCUCUCGUCCUUUUUCCCAACGUUCGUAACGAGCGAGCGUAUCCGGCUCGCAUUGCGUUGCACGUCCACGGCAUACGUGGCGUUUACCACCGCGCGUUAGCGCGAACGUUUUCCCGAAUACGCGCACGUGGUAUGAGCGAGGCAGACACGGCGGCCGACGGCACGCGCAUCCGACAAGUGUUUUCGCCCCCGCCAUAACCUCCGACGCAGCUGGCCGAUUGUCCCCUGCCGACGACAACCGCGCGGAACAGCUGGCAUGCCGAUUGUACGGUAGCCGGCCCGUCAGGAUGCUACGUUCUGACGGCGCGCCCGACGGUGUACUCCUGAAAAGAUGCUGCCCGCCCGCCGCAGGUCUCUGGUGAAGCUGUCACUUUGCGCGCUGUACAUAGUCGGCAUUCUGAUCGUCGCCAGGCAGAUCUUUCGCGCCAAUGACAGCCCCAGGGCCUACAGAGAGCGGCCGCCGAGCCCGAGGGACGGCAACAGCUCGCCGCGGCAGAAGGACGUGGACGUCGCGUUACGGAGAUUACAGGUGGAGAGGUACGAGCAGCAGAUAUCCAAGUUUGAGCGCGACGUUGUACUCGGGCUCGGGGACGAUGGAGAGGCCGCUUAUCUGUACGGAAGGGACAAGGUUCUAGGCGAGGCGGCACUCGCGAAGAAAGCGUUGAACGUUGUCCUCUCGAAUAAGAUAUCGUUGACCAGAAAAUUACCAGAUGUACGCAACCCGCUGUGCGCAAAUGUUACGUACGACAGAUUUUUACCGAGCGCUAGUAUAAUAAUUAUUUUUUAUAACGAACCCUGGAGCGUUCUGUUACGCACGGUGCACAGUGUCUUGAAGGGUUCUCCGCCAAGUCUGUUAAAAGAGAUUAUCUUAGUAGACGAUCACAGCGAGGAAGACGAACUUCAGGGACAAUUAGAUUAUUAUCUCUCGACGCGUUUACCUACCAAAGUAAAGCUAAUGAGAUUACCAUAUAGACAAGGAUUGAUACGUGCUCGUCUGCACGGGGCUAGAAAUGCUCUAGGUGAUGUUCUCGUCUUCCUGGACGCACAUUGUGAAGUUAUUAAAGACUGGUUGCAACCUCUGCUACAGCGAAUAAAGGAUAAUAAAAGUGCUGUACUAAUGCCAAUAAUCGAUAACAUUUCCGAGGAGACACUAGAAUACUUCCACGAUAACGAAGCGUUUUUCUUUCAAGUUGGUGGUUUUACAUGGUCGGGGCAUUUCACGUGGAUAAAUAUUCAGAAACACGAGAUUGAGUCGCGUCCGUCUCCUAUAUCACCAACUAGGUCUCCUACCAUGGCAGGCGGUCUAUUUGCUAUUGAUAAAAGAUAUUUUUGGGAACUCGGUAGCUAUGAUGACAAGAUGGAUGGUUGGGGAGGUGAAAACUUGGAGAUAUCCUUCCGAAUUUGGCAAUGCGGCGGCACGUUGGAGAUCAUUCCUUGCUCUCGCGUUGGCCACAUAUUCCGGAACUUUCAUCCGUACAAAUUUCCAAACGAUAAAGAUACUCACGGGAUAAAUACUGCUCGUUUAGCAUUUGUAUGGAUGGACGAAUACAAAAGAUUAUUUCUACUUCAUCGCAGCGAAUUCAAGAACAAUUCGAAGCUCAUCGGUGACAUAAGCAAACGUUUGGAGUUGAGACGAAAGCUCAGAUGUAAAAGUUUCAAAUGGUAUCUCAACAACAUUUACCCGGAAAAAUUCAUCCCCGAUGAAAAUGCGAUAGCUUACGGCCGUAUCAGAUUGCGCAAUAGACGACUAUGUUUAGAUAAUCUGCAACAUGAGGAGGACAAACCGUACAAUUUAGGUUUAUAUAAUUGUCACACCAAAUUGUAUCCGAGUCAGUUCUUUUCAUUGAGCAAGUCUGGUGAGUUACGGAGAGAAGAAACGUGUGGGAGAAUAUUGGACGUCGAUUCAAAACCAUACGCGCAAAUUCAAAUGUCUGACUGCAACAGCGAAAAGGGUGGAAAGGAAUGGGUGUUGACGAAGGACGGUAGGAUAAUACACGUCGAAACUGGCCUCUGCCUCGACGGUACUAAACUGCAUAACGACGAGAACGUACAAGCGACUCGCUGUACUAAUGUACCAGAUCAAUUCUGGAAAUUUGACUUCUACUCUAAUAAAAUGCUAUCUGCAUAGCAUAUCGUGCAUUCGUCAAUUGGACGUGUACUCUGUUGGUUGUAUAUUGAGAAAUAAAGUUUUUUAUCCUUUUUGCAAAAACAUUCGAAUUGUUAGCAAAGAGGUAGUUGUUAU
Messenger RNA from Vollenhovia emeryi, 2422 nucleotides. It is a transcript of the gene Pgant1, whose product is annotated as polypeptide N-acetylgalactosaminyltransferase 1. The transcript is spliced from 10 exons. NCBI's taxonomy places the organism in Eukaryota, Metazoa, Arthropoda, Insecta, Hymenoptera, Formicidae. Gene Ontology annotation, cellular component: Golgi apparatus. The record is from RefSeq and is a predicted model, not a curated record. Bases 512 to 2308 code for a protein of 598 amino acids.